Echinops telfairi (small Madagascar hedgehog) is the source of this 2974-nucleotide messenger RNA. It is a transcript of the gene KLHL30, whose product is annotated as kelch like family member 30. Lineage: Eukaryota; Metazoa; Chordata; Mammalia; Afrosoricida; Tenrecidae. The record is from RefSeq and is a predicted model, not a curated record. Gene Ontology annotation, molecular function: protein binding. The coding region runs from base 100 to 1458 and encodes 452 amino acids. The transcript is spliced from 8 exons.
UGUGGCAGCCGGGCCGUAGCAACAGAGUCCUGCCAUCUCCGAGGACCUUGUCAGGCCCCCAGCCUUUUGUCCGGCGAGCAGCCCGGUGACAGCGGUGCCAUGGUGCACCACGUGGAGGACCUGGACUUCCACCUGCCCUCACAUGCGCAGGACAUGCUGGACGGCCUGCAGCGCCUGCGGACGCAGCCCAAGCUGGCCGACGUCACGCUGCUGGUGGGCGGCCAGGAGCUGCCCUGCCACCGGGGCCUGCUGGCCCUGAGCAGCCCCUACUUCCACGCCAUGUUUGCCGGCGAUUUCGCCGAGAGCUUCUCGGCGCGCGUGGAGCUGCGGGAUGUGGAGGCAGCCAUGGUGGGGCAGCUGGUGGACUUCGUGUACACGGGCCGGCUGACCAUCACCCAGGGCAACGUGGAGGCGCUGACUCGCACCGCCGCCCGCCUCCACUUCCCCGCCGUGCAGCAGGUCUGUGGGCGCUACCUGCAGCAGCAGCUGGACGUGCUGCUGGCCCUGCCGCGGAGGCUGGAGGAGGUUCUGGUGGUGGUGGGCGGGCGGGCGCUGGAGGAGGAUGAGGAGGCUGGAGAGGACCUUCCGCCACGCCCUGGGAACUUCGCCUUCUAUAACACCAAGGCCAGGCGGUGGAUGGCGCUCCCUGAUUUUCCCGACUACCACAAGUGGGGCUUCUCACUGGCGGCUCUGAACAAUGUCAUCUAUGUCACAGGUGGCUCCCGGGGCUCCCAGACAGACACCUGGUCCACCACGCAGACCUGGUGCUUCCCGCUGCAGGAGGCUGCCUGGAGGCCAGUGGCGCCCAUGCUGAAGGCCCGCACCAACCAUGCCAGCGCCGCCCUCCACGGCGAGAUCUACGUCAUUGGGGGCACCGCCCUGGACGUGGUGGAGGUGGAGCGCUAUGACCCCUUCACCGACAGCUGGACACCUGUCAGCCCAGCCCUGAAGUAUGUCAGCAACUUCUCGGCCGCCGGCUGCCAGGGCCGCCUCUACCUGGUUGGCUCCAGCGCCUGCAAGUACAAUGCGCUGGCCCUGCAGUGCUACAACCCCACCACAGACACUUGGAGUGUGAUCGCCUCGCCCUUCCUCCCCAAGUACCUGUCCUCGCCUCGCUGUGCGGACCUGCAUGGGGCCCUCUACCUUGUCGGAGACAACACCAAGAAGGUCUACGUGUACGACCCUGGGGCCAACCUAUGGCGGAAGGUCCAGCCCCUGCACAGCCUGCAUGAAAACGGGGCCCUGGUGCCGCUGGGGGAUGCGCUGUACGUGACGGGGGGCCGCUGGCAGGGCAUGGACGGCGACUACCACGUGGAGAUGGAGGCCUACGACGGCGCGCGCGACGCCUGGACGCGCCGCGGCGCCCUGCCCCGCCUCUGGCUCUACCACGGCGCCUCUGCAGUCUACCUGGAUGUGGCGCGGUGGACACAGCCCUUUGGGGGCGUCCCACCACACUAGCAGAGGGGCUCCCUGCCGAGGGGCCGCCAGUGCCCCCUUCUUGAGCGGCGCCUUUGUUUUCCGCUCACUGGCAGCGACGGCCCCCCUACCUACUACGGUGGGUGCCCACCGGGCAGCUCGGAGGAUUCGGCUUGACCUGGAGGCACCAUCCUGAACUGCAGGACAGCGUCUGCCCUCCUGCCCUCUUGUCCUGCACGCUCUGAGGGCUGGUUGUGGCCAGCUUGGUCCCAUCAGGACUUUCUGAUGACACCCCCCAGGAGGGCAGCCGCGCCUAGGCUCCAGGGGUGUGGGUCCUGGAGGCAGGGUCCUCUCUUCUGACAGGGAGGAGCGCUUCCUAGAGCAGUUGGACUCACUGCCAAGGGAAGGGGCAGAUCCUGUGGGUGCCUCCUGCCCAGUGGACAGGCCGGACGGAGGCAGGGCAGCUCCAGAGCUGAAUUCAGGCUGGGUCCUCACAGACAGCCCCCUUCUCCCUGGAGACAAAUGUGGCGAUUUGUUCCCAUAAAGAUUUACCCUACGAGCUGUUCUGCCCUGUUCUAUAGGGUCACCAUGAGUCAGAAUGCAUGUUUUUGGUUGUUGUUGUUUUAAUGGUGAUUCUAUAUGUAACAUUUUAGUAAUUGCUUUAUUGUGGUAAGAAAUAUGUAUGUAACAAGCCAACCUCAUUCCCAUUGAGUCAAUUCUGACUCAUAGUGACCCUAUAGAGCAUGUCUGAGGCUAUACAGUUUUAAGGGGACAGACAGCCUCAUCUUUCUCCCAAGGGUUUGAACUGCCGGCCUGGUGGUUAAUAGCCCAAUGUGUACCCCACAGUGGCACCAGGGCCCCCAUAUAGAACAGUUGCCAAUUCAAUAUUUUUAAGAUGGUCUAAUAACUUGAUUUCUCUUCGGGGCCAUGUGCGGGCACUUUGCUUUUUAAGGCGACCAGGACGCAGGUAACAGGUUGCCUCGCCAACCUGGUGCGGUGACCUGAGUGAUGUCCGCCGUCUUGUCCAGCCUUGGCCACGAUCUGCUCCCAGAGUUUCCCAUCCCCUGUGGCAGUGCUCAGGGUCCCCGAGCAGGGAGCCCCUCUCCCCUCCCUUCCGCCUGCUCCUGGUCACCCAGAAUGAGCUUUGGUCUGGACGCACUUGCAGUCCUGGCUGUUUCCUUUAAGGGACGUACAAUCUGUGCCUGUGUCACGGCCCUGCUCCACUCAGGGUAGUUUUCGAGGUCUGUCCAUCUUGGAGCACGCAUUCAGACCUCCUCUCUUCAGACGGCUAAGCAACGCGCCAUCGGACGCCUGGGCCCCAUUUGGUUGGCCUAUUCAUUCGCUGGGGGACCCAAGUCAUUUCCACAUUUCGGCUGUGGAACCAUGCAGCAGUGACCAUCCGGAUGCAUGCGAAUGCCCGUGUCCAACUCUUUGGGGUGUGUAGCUAGGAAUUAAACUGCAGGGUCCCAUGAUAAUCCUGUCAUUUUGCUUCUUUUUCAAAAAUUGUUCUAUCGUGGCAUUAAAAAAGCGUGGAGAUCCCAGCUUUUUCACACGUGUA